AUGGGCUCGCUGGGGCGCUGCCUGACCCGGAGCCUCCCGCGGGGACAGCCGGGCCUGAACACCCCCGGGCCCCGCUGCUACGGCUCUGCCCCCCCGGCGCUGCAGGAGAAGACGCUGGUGGUGGCCAAGCCGGACGCGCUGCAGCGGCGGCUGCUGGGGGACAUCAUCCAGCGCUUCGAACGCCGCGGCUUCAAACUGGUGGCCAUGAAGCUGCUCCAGGCGGACCGGAGGCUCGUGGACCAGCACUACGAGCAGCUGCGGCUGAAACCCUUCUACCCCGCGCUCGUCGCCUACAUGACCUCGGGGCCGGUGGUGGCCAUGGUUUGGGAGGGAUACAACGUGGUGAGGUGCACGCGGGCCAUGGUUGGGGACAGCAGCGCCGUGGGGACCAUCCGGGGGGACCUCAGCGUGCACAUCACCAGGAACGUAGUCCAUGCCAGUGACUCCGUGGAGAUGGCCCAGCGGGAGAUCGGCUUCUGGUUCCAGCGGGACGAGCUGGUGGCCUGGGACAGCAAGGACAGGGACAACAUCUACGGGCUCUAG
Messenger RNA from Cinclus cinclus, 543 nucleotides. RefSeq names its product NME/NM23 nucleoside diphosphate kinase 4 (gene NME4). Bases 1 to 543 code for a protein of 180 amino acids. NCBI's taxonomy places the organism in Eukaryota, Metazoa, Chordata, Aves, Passeriformes, Cinclidae. The transcript has 5 exons. Gene Ontology annotation, molecular function: nucleoside diphosphate kinase activity. Gene Ontology annotation, biological process: GTP biosynthetic process; CTP biosynthetic process; UTP biosynthetic process. The record is from RefSeq and is a predicted model, not a curated record.